This is a messenger RNA of Dothidotthia symphoricarpi CBS 119687, 3133 nucleotides long. RefSeq names its product PigN-domain-containing protein. The record is from RefSeq and is a predicted model, not a curated record. Gene Ontology annotation, cellular component: endoplasmic reticulum membrane. Gene Ontology annotation, molecular function: mannose-ethanolamine phosphotransferase activity. Bases 50 to 3031 code for a protein of 993 amino acids. The transcript is spliced from 7 exons. NCBI's taxonomy places the organism in Eukaryota, Fungi, Ascomycota, Dothideomycetes, Pleosporales, Dothidotthiaceae. Gene Ontology annotation, biological process: GPI anchor biosynthetic process.
UCUUCACUUUCGUCUCUACGAGACUUCCACUCCUUUGUACACGUUCAAGAUGGCGAACCAAAGGGUAUCGCGUGGGCGCUACCGCUUUCUACUUGUGGCUGUAGUGUUCCAUCUCGUCUACAUUUACAGCAUAUUCUCGAUAUAUUUUGUGAGCCCGGUCGUCCAUGGCAUGCGAGAGCAUCGCGUCGAGACAAGAGAAGCGCCCGCGAAGCGAUUGGUGCUGUUUGUUGGGGAUGGUCUUCGCGCGGACAAGGCAUUCCAGUCUUUCCCUGACCCGGAUCCAAAGCAUCAUGCUAUGCUACAUAAGCCCCUGGACGCAAAUGCCUCCGAUAUAGGCUCGGAAUCCCUCGAUGAUCCAAAUACGCCCCGCCCUCUCGCUCCGUUCCUUCGCUCCCGAGUCCUCGAAAGUGGCACCUUUGGUGUCUCCCAUACCCGCGUACCCACCGAAUCGCGUCCUGGUCAUGUCGCGCUGAUUGCGGGGUUAUACGAAGAUGUGUCUGCGGUUACAACAGGGUGGAAGAUGAACCCUGUGAACUUCGACAGCGUGUUCAACCGCAGCAGACACACAUGGAGCUGGGGCAGUCCUGACAUCCUGCCCAUGUUCGAACAUGGCGCAGUCCCUGGACGGGUAGACGCAUACUGCUAUGGGGCCGAAGACGAGGAUUUCUCCAAAGACGCGUGGUUGUUGGAUGAGUGGGUGUUUGUCAGGGUCAAGAAGCUGUUUUCAGAUGCGAAGACGAACAACACGCUGGAUACGCAACUGCGACAGGGAGGAAAUGUGUUUUUUCUUCAUCUUCUGGGACUGGAUACGACGGGACAUGCGCAUCGGCCGUAUUCGUGGCAGUAUCUUCACAACAUUCAGAUUGUGGAUCAGGGUGUAAAAGAAGUCACGAAACUCAUCGAGGAGUUCUACGAUGAUGACAAGACGGCCUUUGUGUUCACGGCGGAUCAUGGCAUGAGUGAUUGGGGGAGCCAUGGAGAUGGUCAUCCGGACAAUACACGCACGCCGUUGAUUGCAUGGGGCGCUGGUGUCGCAUCACCGGUGCGGAGUGCAACUGGGAUUUCACGGGGCCAUGAGGAUAAAUUUUCGUCGGACUGGAAUCUGGACCAGAUUGAACGGCACGACGUAAACCAGGCCGACGUGGCAGCUCUCAUGGCAUACCUAGUCGGAGCUGACUUCCCUACCAACUCGGUUGGCGUGCUUCCUCUCUCAUACCUCGAUACGGAUCCAAAGGCCAAGGCGGAAGCGCUUCUUGUCAAUGCCAAACAGAUACUGGAAAUGUAUCACGUCAAGGAAGAGCUGAGGAUGUCUGGACAGCUCUACUACAAGCCUUUCCCUGGACUUGGCGACGAGACACAUUCGGUGGAGCAUCGCGUUUCCCUGAUACAGAAAAGUAUCGAUGAAGACGAUGCCGAGGACGCCAUCCGACGAACCUACGAACUCAUCGACACUGGUUUGGAGGGCUUGAGGUACUUGCAGACGUAUGACUGGUUGUUCCUGCGAACGCUGGUAACCGCCGGGUAUAUUGGCUGGAUCGUCUUUGCAAUCACGACGGUCAUCGAUUUGCAUGUGUUGAACGAAGCGUCGCAAGCACAGCGGACGACGCAGAGCAUCGUGGUGUUCUCCUCGAUACUUGCCGUUCUGUACGCUGUUCUUCUAAAGCAGCGCUCUCCCUUGGUCUACUACGCCUACGCCCUUUUCCCGGUUUUCUUCUGGGAAGAGAUCUAUGCUCGUAGAUCGUCACUUGUCAAGGGAGGAAAGGUUUUGUUUGGGCAGGUCUCUUCGAAUGGUGAUAUAGCGAAGCUCGUGCUUUCGACGUUUGGCUUUUUUGGUCUCUUGGAGGCCUUGGUUCAAAGUUACUCACACCGGGAGAUUUACACGGUCUGCUAUUUGCUCGCCACAUGUUGGCCCGUAUUCUAUGGUAAGGAGUUCUUGAAGAAGAACAUGGGCACAGUGGCGACCUGGGUACUCUCUUGUAUUGUCAUGAGCGCCUUUACGAUGCUUCCAGCGAACAAGGCCGAAGAUCCACGUUUGAUUUUCCUUGGAGGCAGUCUGAUGUUCGCUGUUGGCGCAUUGUAUUUGCUCUUUGAAAAGAGCAUCUUAGCCGACGCAGACUUGGACGAAGAGCAUACUGAGCUCAAAGUAAACAAUGGGUCUCGAACCUUGUUAGGUGCCCAGCUCGGACUUGUGCUCCUUGCCAUGAUUGUCACCCGGAGUAGCAUCGGAUACAUCCAGAAACGACAAGGUUUACCACUUGGUGUGCUGGUAGUGGGAUGGUCAACGUUGGUGGGCUCCCUGGUUCUACCACAAUUCCACGGGUUAUACCCCAACAACAACUACGUCCAUCGCCUGGUGGUCAUGUUCCUGCAGUUCGCACCCACCUUCAUCAUCCUCACUAUCUCGUACGAAGGGCUCUUCUACCUCGCUUUCUGCCUUUGUCUCUUCAGCUGGAUGCGUCUGGAGCACCAGGCCUACCAACACAAGGCAUUGGCGUCUUCGUCCGCUCCAUCAUCAACAACUACUACCACACCCACUUUGACGGUAGAAGAAACGAACAAUCGCCCUCUCACACUUCUUGAUACCCGUAUCGCCCUCUUCUUCUUCUUUUUCAUCCAAUCAGCCUUUUUCAGUGCUUCCAACAUCGCCUCAGUAUCCUCUUUCUCCCUCGACGCCGUGUACCGGCUCAUCCCCGUCUUCGACCCCUUCUCGCAGGGGGCACUUCUCAUGCUUAAACUCAUGGUGCCAUUUGCGGCCCUGUCCGCGAACUUUGGGCUUCUCAAUCGUCGCUUGGGCGUUGCGCCGAGUGCACUUUUCAUGGUGGUUAUGGCAGUCAGCGAUGUGCUUACGGUGAGGUUCUUCUACAUGGUUAGGGAUGAGGGGAGUUGGUUGGACAUUGGCACGAGUAUCAGUCAGUUUGUUAUUGCGAGUCUGCUGGGCUUGUUUGUGUGUGGGCUGGAGGUGUUCAGUGGGUGGAGCAUUAGCGGGGUCGAGUUUGAGGACAGGAGAGGCAGUAAUGGGAAGGCGAAAUAAUGCUGGUGGUGUAUGUAAUGUUUGGAUAGAACACAGACUUGUGAUAGGUGUAAUUUCACAUGGUCGAGACAGCGAUGCAUAUGGCUGUGUAUGGCCAGCGCG